Molecule: messenger RNA, 1228 nt
Organism: Uranotaenia lowii
Lineage: Eukaryota; Metazoa; Arthropoda; Insecta; Diptera; Culicidae
Gene: RfC4
Product: replication factor C subunit 2
Exons: 3
Coding region: 151-1185 (344 amino acids)
Biological process (GO): DNA-templated DNA replication; DNA repair
Cellular component (GO): nucleus; DNA replication factor C complex
Molecular function (GO): ATP hydrolysis activity; DNA binding; DNA clamp loader activity
Source: RefSeq, a predicted model, not a curated record
AACAAAUUAAUCCGCUCCGCGUUCAGCGCCAAAAUUCACUUUAAAAUCCGGUGCAAGCAAUCGGGUGUUUUUAUAUUAAAAUAAUUUAUGAAAUAAAGCCCUUAAGUUAAAUUUGGUCAGUUAGUUUUACAAAGAAAACGCGCAGCCACUAUGCCAGAAUCUCAGGUAAACGAAGGAGCCUCCGGUUCCGGCGCGGCCAAAGAAUCUGCUGCAGCCAGCAAGAAGAGAAGUCUGCCUUGGAUCGAAAAGUACCGACCUCAACGCUUCGAAGAAAUUGUCGGCAAUGAGGACACUGUCAGUCGGCUGGGAGUUUUCGCCACCCAGGGAAAUGCUCCCAAUAUCAUCAUUGCGGGUCCACCGGGGGUGGGUAAGACCACAACGAUCCUUUGCUUGGCUCGCAUCUUACUUGGGGAAAAUUUCCGGGAAGCCGUUCUGGAGCUGAAUGCUUCGAACGAACGAGGUAUCGAUGUGGUCCGGAACAAAAUUAAAAUGUUCGCGCAACAGAAGGUUACCCUUCCUCGGGGUCGGCAUAAGAUUGUCAUUCUGGAUGAAGCCGAUAGUAUGACCGAGGGAGCCCAGCAAGCGCUCCGUCGAACGAUGGAAAUCUACAGUAACACGACACGAUUUGCGUUGGCUUGUAAUACAAGCGAAAAGAUUAUCGAACCGAUUCAAUCCCGUUGUGCUAUGUUGCGGUUUUCUAAAUUGUCUGACGCACAGAUACUGGCUAAAUUGAUUGAGGUAUGUCAGAAAGAAGCUCUUAGCUACGAUGAAGAUGGUCUAGAGGCGAUUGUUUUUACGGCUCAGGGUGACAUGAGACAAGCACUGAAUAAUCUGCAAUCGACUUCGAAUGGGUUUGGACACAUCAGUGGAGCGAAUGUUUUCAAAGUUUGCGAUGAACCUCAUCCGAUGCUUGUACAGGACAUGCUUGAGCAUUGUAUUAAAGGGGACAUUCACCAGGCCUAUAAGAUCAUGGCCAAGCUGUGGCGAUUGGGCUACGCAGCUGAGGAUAUUAUUGGAAAUAUUUUCCGAGUUUGCAAGCGAAUGAACAUGAAUGAGAAGCUGAAGCUGUGCUUUAUCCGGGAAAUCGGGGAAACCCACAUGAAAAUAGUCGAUGGACUUAACUCAUUGCUUCAGAUGUCCGGUUUAUUGGCAAAACUUUGCGAAGUGUCGUAUGAUUAUUCUUAAGCUGUUGAGACUUGAUAGCGAUUAAACUUCAUUCCUCUUUGAA